GUUUCAAAUCUUUAAAAAAAAAAAAAAUUACAAUCCAACAGAAUAGCGUAGAUUGUUCCGUUUUUCACUUCUUUGUCUUCUCCCCUCCUUCAAUCUUAAUACUCAAUCUAUUGAGAUUAGAUUAUAAUGAGUAUGAAGAAGGGUAGAGAAGUUGGAGAUAAUAUUUUUGAAUCCAGAUAUGGGUUUGGAGAUUUUGGAUUCGGUAGAAGUAUGAUGAUGAUGCCAAGUGUGUUUGGAAGCAGAGAUCCAUUUGAUGAUCCUUUUUUCAGUGACCCUUUUGAUAGCUUUUUUGGUCCAAGUAAUAGAACCACAAUGCAGCAAAACCCAAGCAAAGAAAAAGGAGUUGUCAUAAAGGAAUUAGGCUCAGAUGAUGAAGAGGGAAAUGGUGAUUUCCCUGAUCAGAACAUUCAUAGAUCAACCAUGGAACCUUCUGUGGAGCAUCCAGAUGAUGAUGAUAAUGAGAAAAAGAAGAGUAAUGUAACUUACAAGAAUGAUCAUUACAAGGUGGAACCUCCAAAAUCUCGCAGUGCUUCUUUUCAGACAAGCAGAGUAACGUAUGGCGGCGUGGAUGGUGCAUAUUAUACUUCAACUAGAACCAGAAGGACAGGAACGGACGGGGCGAUAAUUGAGGAAAGGAAAGAAGCCGACACAAGAACGGGGGAGGCUUCACAUAGGAUAAGCAGAGGAAUCCAUGAUAAGGGUCAUUCCCUUUUGAGGAAGCUUGGGUCGGACGGCAAGCUUGACACCAAACAGACACUGCAUAAUCUUGAGGAAGAUGAGCUUGCCGGCUUCGAGGAAGCUUGGAAAGGAAAAAAUAUGGAGCAUGGUGUGAAGAGUGGAUUUGAUGUGCAUAGAAACCACUCAAACCAGGGUUCUAGUGGUAGUGAGCAGAACAGAAACCAGGUUUGGGCAGUUCCAUCUUGGGAGAAUGCUGGAAGAGGGAGAGGAUUUGGAUCAAAUCAUGAAACAGGAACCGAUCAAAGUGGAAGAACAAAGAAAGUAGUUAGGAUCAACAUUGAAUGAAGGUUGAGACCCCUUAUGAUAUGCUUGGUGGUUGAUUUUCCAGCUGCUUUUCUGUUUUCUUGAUUGAGAGAAACUAGUUGAAUGCACCAAAUUUUACUUGGUGUAGGUUUAUUACGAGUUACUGAUGUAAAGUUAUAUUGUUUGUUUGGUAAUUAUGUAAAGUUAUACUAAAGUCCAUGUUGUUACAUAUCUAUCUUUACGACUAAGGUUAAAAGAUAUAUUGUUUGGUCAAUCAUAAUCGGGUG
Molecule: messenger RNA, 1268 nt
Organism: Arachis stenosperma
Lineage: Eukaryota; Viridiplantae; Streptophyta; Magnoliopsida; Fabales; Fabaceae
Exons: 7
Coding region: 127-1023 (298 amino acids)
Source: RefSeq, a predicted model, not a curated record